Messenger RNA from Lampris incognitus (smalleye Pacific opah), 1281 nucleotides. RefSeq names its product probable G-protein coupled receptor. Gene Ontology annotation, molecular function: G protein-coupled receptor activity. NCBI's taxonomy places the organism in Eukaryota, Metazoa, Chordata, Actinopteri, Lampriformes, Lampridae. The coding region runs from base 1 to 1281 and encodes 426 amino acids. The record is from RefSeq and is a predicted model, not a curated record. Gene Ontology annotation, biological process: G protein-coupled receptor signaling pathway. The transcript has a single exon. Gene Ontology annotation, cellular component: signaling receptor complex; endosome; plasma membrane.
AUGGAGGGAGCUCAUUCACUUCGGACCGCUGAGCUGAAUGACAGCUCCAGCCUGUGGGCUGCCAUGCCCUCGGGCCCCAGCAGGCAGCUGGGCACUCUCCCCAAUUCCCAGACGCGCUUCAAGGACCUGUCGGGGAUCUUCUUCAUGGUGACCCUGAAUGUUUUGGCUCUUCUGGCCAACACCGCCGUGCUGGUGGUGGUCAUCAAAGCCCCUCACCUCAGGAAGUUUGCCUUCGUGUGCCACCUAUGUGCGGUGGACCUGCUGUGUGCCAUAUUGCUCAUGCCUCUGGGGAUUGUGUCCAACUCCCCGUACUUUGCUGGCAUAGUAUUCACCGUGCUGGAGUGCCAGAUCUACGUGUUUCUCAACGUGUUCCUCAUUGCCGCCUCCAUCUUCACCAUCACAGCCAUCAGUGUGGAGCGGUACUACUACAUCGUCCAUCCCAUGCGCUACGAAGUCAAGAUGACCCUGAAGUUGACGGCGGCUGUGAUGGUACUGGUGUGGGUGGCCUCCGCCGUACUGGGGUUGUCGACCGUGUUUGGUUGGCCGUCGUACGGCAGCCUGAGCUCCAUCAGCGCCUCGCACUGCUCGCUGCACUGGAGCCACAGCGACCACAGGCGGGCCUUCUCGGUGCUCUUUUGUGUGGCCUGCUUCUGUCUACCCGCUGUUGUUAUUUUUGCUGUCUAUUGCAACGUGUAUAAGGUGGCCCGAGUGGCUGCCCGCCAGCACAGACCCCUGCCUUCAUGGACAGCCAGCCAAAUGAAACACCGCUCAGACUCAAUCAACAGCCAGACUACCAUCAUCACCACCCGUAAUGCCCCCCGCAGGACGGCCUGUGACCGGCCUUUUGGAGGCAGUAAGGCUGCUCUCACCCUAGUGGUUAUUGUUGGCCAGUUUCUGGUCUGCUGGCUUCCUUACUUUGCCUUCCAUCUCCAUCUGACCCUCGAUGCCUCGCCCAAGAUCCCCGACGAUUUGGAGGAGGCCGUCACCUGGCUCGCAUAUUCCUCCUUUGCCAUCAAUCCGUUUUUUUAUGGGCUUCUUAAUCGGCAGAUCAGGGAGGAGCUUUGUAAACUGCGGCGCUGUUACUCGGCCCGGCCCGUGGAGCUCGCUGUCUCCAGCCACGAAGGCUCCGGCCAUGAGAACUUCCUGCAGUUCCUCCACAGGACAAGCUGUACGGCGGAAACCCGGGCUAGCUUUGCCACUUCCAGCCCGAGGAGCACUCUGGACCAGACUGGACAGGCUGCUUUUAGGAUACCGGGGCAAAUUCCAGAGGAAUUCAAUUAG